UUCAUAAAAAAUGCAAGUUCAUAUUGAAUACAACAAAACUGAUUGAGAGACUCAAGAAAGCCCCCAGAUGCUUCAGAGACCAGCUGACGAGUAAUCAUCUUGAAGUGACCAAACUCAAUCUGAUGCUGAAGUAGCUACUUGAUAGCACAGCUGAUUGAAGUCUUCAUUGGUGUUGUAAAAGCUGGGAGAAUUUGGAAGUUCCCAAAUCCCAUCCCAAAUGUGGUGGAGGCUGGCACUCUGCCAUGUGGGCUGGGCCUUCACUACGGUUCAGUUUCCUUUUCUCCGAGUCCCUGAACCAUGGAGGUUGCUGAAGAAUUUUCUGUAUCUGCUUAGCUGUCCAGACAGAGCAGCUACACUCAGCCUCAGUCCUUGUACAGGUUCUACAAACAGAUUGAGAAGCAUGGCAGUGACACCUCGUUUGACGGGGAUGCAAGAAAAGAAGCUGCAAAAUUAUUUUGGAGGAAAACAAUUUACCCUUCUUUAUAAACCUAGUGUCCAUGAAUUCUCUGGACAUAAUUUGGACAGAUGCUGUGACCAAGGGCCUACUGUGAUGGUGAUUUAUGGUGGACAUUAUGUUUUGGGGGCCUAUAUAAAAGAGAGUUACAAGAAAGAUGACAAAGUUCCCAUUGUCCUUCUUGCCUUUCAAAGGAAUGAAAUUUCAGAAUGCAAUAUAGGAACAUAUUCACCAUCAUAUUUCUUUAUGAAUAUCAUAAAGGAUGGGAUGGUUUCAAAUUCCUCCUUAAUCCGAAGCAAAAAAAAAAAAAAAGUGACUAUGAACUUAGAUGCAAUUAAAGAACUUGGACUGCUUCAAAAUCAACCUAUUUCCUUUGAGGAAUGUGAAGUUUUUCGUUGUGAAGAUUUAUUGGACGAAAGAAUCAUGAAAGGGAUUACUUAUACAGGACAUAUUCCAUUAAGGAGCUGAAGGAUGGCAACUCCCUGCUGUUUAUUCUGUGUGACUCAAUGGGGCUGGGUGAGAAGGAAAAAGGGUUGUGCAUGGAUGACAUAGUCUACAUCUUAAAAGGCCACAUUUCUGACAGAUACCAGUUUAAUUCCACAAAACCAAUCACACCAGGUCAUAGUAACUAUAUUGAUUACCCAUUGCUGAAAGACAGAAUCCAUCGUGUGGCAUUUGUGUUCAACAUCAACUCUGUUGAACACCUCUCCUGUGACAUGAUGCGAAGAUCAAAAAAAUUCAAAGGGAGUUGAUAAAGUGUGUCUCCAUAAAAACAACUCUUUGGACAGGACAGAAGACCAGUCAGCAAUAUUGUAGCAUCAAGAGUUAUCUCUUCAGUUAUCUUUUCCAAGAGGUGCUGUCAUUUGAAACCUCAUUUCUUACCAUGGAAAGCAAUGAAGGGAAUUUCCUCUG
Molecule: messenger RNA, 1366 nt
Organism: Callorhinus ursinus (northern fur seal)
Lineage: Eukaryota; Metazoa; Chordata; Mammalia; Carnivora; Otariidae
Source: RefSeq, a predicted model, not a curated record